AUGUCUGGAACAUCCCAGGCAUCAGCUGCACCAUCCGGGUCGGGGUUGGCGAAGCCGAACGCGGUCGAAGUGCAACGCGCUGUUGCAUCCCAAGCAUUGGUGGGCUCGUCAAGCGCGUCCGAUCGAACAGCCAGAGCGCAAUCUCUAGCAGCUAUGGACUCCACAUCCGACCGGUCGAGUGGUCAAAUCAGGAAAGGGCCUUUUGCACCAGUUCCGCCCGGCUCUAUCGGAUCGGUAGCAAUGACCACAAAGUCGACUUCGUCCCCCGGAAGCGCUUCGCCGAGCAGCUCUGCCACGAUGCCUUCUGUACUCGCACCUGGGCCCAUCACCGGCGCUUCUUGGCCAUUUCCUCAGAUGCGCUCACGUGCUACCGAACAAGAAGGCUGGACAUCAAAUGGAGCGCCGCCAAUGAUCCCGCGAGCGCCAGCAAGGAAGAGCGCCAUGGACGAUUUUCUGCGCUCCUAUCCUCGUCCUCCUCCCCGUCGAAGUCCGGAUUACGUCGCACGAAGAGCGGCCCCAAAUACGUCCAUGUCCCCUUCGGGACUCGCUGCAAGCGCGUCAGAAUCUGCUCCUGCGCGCCCUACGCGCCCUGCGUGGGACACUCAACUUGACAUACCUGCAGUCGAGGGCUUUGAGACAGAGAUUUUGCCUCCGCCACCAAUUUUGCCGAACGACCCGGCAUACCCGCCCUUGGCACCAGAUGCACCCCCAGAACCGCAUGUGCCAGUGGGCAAGAAAAAGGGUCAGAAUUCGGGCGCGACCUCGUUGACACCUACUUCAUUUACUCCUCAUUCCGGCGCGAAUGGUUCGCGCCAGAUGAUUCUGAGUGUAGACGAACAAGGCCGAGUCAGAAAAGGUCCGGCCAUUCCGGACGGCUUGAGAGCAAUAGUCGACGGAACGUUCUAUUCACUUCAGAAACCGCUUUCGAAGCCCCAUAAGCGCUUGCCGUUCGUAUCGCUACCGAUGGAAAAGCGAGCCUCGAUGGGAAGCUAGACAUGCGCUGACUCUGCCGAUCUUCCUCCCCUUCCAACCAGCAUACACAGAGAAGGGCGGCCUCAUCGGGUCAAGCCACUGCCAGCGCAACCAAACACAAGGACGAAUGGGACGCCAACAGAAUCUGGACAAGGCAAUGACGCGGUCAAGAUCAAGUCGGAGCCCAACGCUUCCCCUGCGGUGCCCUUGAUUCCGCUCCCCGAGCACGAGCACAGUAACGACAAGGCCUCGACCACCUCGCCCGCUCCUCGAUUAGCUCGAAGCGUGUCUGAGCUCACUGCCAGCGAUGUAGGCGGUCCAGCAGAUGGGGCUUCGGUUGCGUCUGAGGAUACGGUGGCGUUGGAGGAGGAUGUGGAGACCAAAGGGAUCGAUGAAAAGGCAAAUCUCGUCAUGCGUUCGCUAGACAGCGGUAUAGAUGUGGCGUCCGCAAAGGGGGACAAUCGCAAAAAACGCAAGCCAAUGAGGAAGGAUAGAGAGUCGGCGGCCUCCUCUGAUCUCACAGAGUCGUCGCCGGCGCCCGUCGGUGAUAUUAUCAUCGCGAACAGCCCUCACGGAAGACCUGCUCGAGCUGCUGGCUUGGCGGGAGCAGCAGCCAGCACAGCUUUCAUGAAUUCGCGCAGAAGGGGUUUCAAGCAGCCAGAACCUUUGGCCACCACUUCGACGCGCCCGUCUGAAACGCUUUUGCCACGCGAAGCGGGCGCUAUACAACCCUCAAUUUCGGGAAGCGCUGCUCCACGAGGCUCUGCUUCGUCGAUUUUGAGCGGCUCGGCAUCAGGUCCUGUCAGCCCAAAGGGUGCAAAGGGCGCUUCAAGCACCAUCUUGGUUCACCCACGCGGAGUCGAUAGCGCAGAUCAUCAAGAGGUAAGUCCUGGCACCGCUACCCAUCUGAUUUGUUUUAGAGCGCUUUCGAACCGUUUCACAUCCUCUGAUCACUCUUCCAGCCGAACAACGAGCAUUGUGAAACUUGUGCUGGAUCUGGUCAUCUACUCUGUUGCGAGGGAUGCAGUGAGUUCGAGCGAGAAACGCUUGACUCGAAUUAGUCGACGACUGAGAGCUCACUCGGUACUGUCCUCAUUCUCUCUCUCUUUGCAAGCCCGCUCCUUUCACUUCGCUUGCUUGAAUCCUCCUUUGGACAUUGACGAAAAGCCUGCAACUUCGACCCCCAAUGGCGUUGCGACAAACGCGAGCACAGACGAAGCGUGGUAUUGCAACGUUUGCAGAGCUCUCAGGGUGAGGCACGCGAAUUGGCUGCUGGAGGUGCCGGCUCGCGGAGCUUUCAGGUGGCGAAGGGUCUUGCUGGCACAGCAAGCUGAGGCGCACAUCUUUGGCUGUGCUCGUGCGGCAGGACGUGAAGACGCGCGCGUGUUGUUGACCACGGCCGAUGCGCGAGCGGGCACUCGGGGAGCCAGCGGCGCGGCGCGACGCGUGGCGCAAUUUGCUGCUGAGUCUCGGCUGCGAGAGGCGCGCUUGGCAAUUGGUGACCACCAGCAGGCGGCAGCGGCAGGGACACUUUGAGUCUUCAAGCAAGGCUCGAGCUCAAUCUGAGCACCGGGGGCGGGUGGCUGGUGCGCUGCUCAUCUCAUUCAGCCUCUGAUCGAGCCUCCCACGACAGCAUUCCUCGUCAGUUCUCAUUGCUGACACUGGCCGCAUUUGUCAUUCUGCAGAGAGGAAAACAAAGGAAAGCGAAAGGCUUGUUUGGCUCGCUGCUGCAGAAACUUGACAGCGAGAAUCCGAGCGACUUUGUGCUACCUGCUGACAUUCGCGGUCAUUUCAAAGGCGGUGGGUAGAUAUCCGACAAGUCUUGGACGAAGGACGCGAUGCUGACAUAGUUCAUACACUUGCAUCCUGCAGUGACCGCGCACCCUGACGGCUCAUAUCUCAAUGCUGCACUCGUGCGGCCUUUGAGAAUCACGUGAGUCGUUUUGACGCGGGAUGGAUUUUGCCGAUCCGAACUCGUGCUCACUACUCUCUUGACGCCGCGGAGCAGCAAGGCGGGCAUUAUCGAUGAGAGGGACCCUUACAAGCUCAAAGACAAGCAGGGUGCUUUGGUACUCUGCUAUCACUGCAAAGGGUCUGCGAUGCCGGAAGAUCGAGAUGCGCUUCUGCAUGCUCAUAUUGAUGCAAGAGAGAGCGCCAAGACCGCAUCGCCGCAGCGUCUGAAACGGCGUGCUGGAUCGUCACACCAUCUAGUUGAAGCACCAUCGCACAGCGCAAAGGCUCCCCGGGUCGCAUCGGAAGCUAAAGCCGAAGCGCUCAGAGCAGUUCCAUUCGAGGUCGUCGCUGCCCUGGCAAACAAUCAAGGGAAGGGGGACGCCGAGGGCUGGCGUAGAAUCGUAUCCUGCGAUUUUUGCCCCUUGCAUUGGCAUCUUGAUUGCGUUGAUCCACCAUUGAUCAGCAUGCCUCAUGAGACCCGCAAAUGGAUGUGUCCGAACCAUGUCGACCAAGCGACGGUAAGUACGACGGGGGGCGAAGACUCCUCGAGGCUUUGCGUUGAUUUUUCCUUUGCACCACAAGCCACCGCCUCGAGUGCCAAAAAACACCGCGGCACAGCAACAGGUCGUCGAUCUGCCCGUGCCAUCUGCAGCUAGCAUCGGUCCUGGCAGGCAUUACCGAACACGUGUCCGCAACAGCGGCCUCAUAGACAUCAUUCCGGAUCCCUUGGACGACAUUUUCGAUCCAUCGAGUGGCAAAAGACGUAGCAGCAACGCGUGGAUGCUGGAUGAUGUCGACGUCGAUGAAGAUGAUGAAGUGGACAAGUUGGGACACAAGGUCAAGCUGCGCAUACCUGAGCGCGUCAUCUUGUUGGACUUUUGGCAGCGGGCCCGGCACGAUCGCGCUCUAUUGCAAGGGACUCGGGACAAGCAUACGUGAGUUUGCGUUUUACUUCAUGACUCCCUUGAGAUAGGACGUCAGCUCAGUUGGGUAUUUUCAGUGUACUUGCCGAUUCAGGGCUGCAAAUGCUGGCUGAGAUAGCCAAGCAGGAGCUACCACCGCCUGCUUUGAAGUAUCAAUCUGCCAUUGAGGUACGUGUUGAGGGUGCUGCCGACUUGUGGUGUAUUCCCUAGCUUAGCCUAAGAUCUUCCUCCAGGCUUUGAGCUCUCCCGUGCCACGCACUGAUGCGCAAGAGUCGAGCGUCCGCUCCACCCCUCAAGCCGUGCCGGCGCCAUUUUGCAAGGAAAUGGCUCAAGCCGUCAUGACACUACAGCGCAAUCGUAAUUCUCGCGGGGAGCACGAACGUUCCGAAAGCCCUCUCACCGAUAUUGACGAUGGGGCCGCUGUCAAGCAGUCGGCGCCGCUCGUCCGAGAUUCCAACUCUGCUGUAGACCGCUUGACAAACGGCGAAUCCAGCAAGGUCGAGUGGACAGCUGGGCGAGGCUUGCGCAUCAACGGAUUAGGCGCAGUGAUGGGAGAUGGCCUUGAAGAGAUGCUGGAAGCUGCGGGCUUUGGCGAAAGAUCAUCUGCUAAAUCAUCGGACGUCCCACCAUCCACACCGCAGCGCUCGACGCCCAGGCGAGCUGCCGGGGCCGCAGCGGCAGCGGCGCUCAUAACGACACCGAGUCAUGAUCGCCACGUACCGCACAAGCGCAAGCUCAUCAACGGUGACUUGAGUGGAGACUCAGUCGCGAGCACGCCGCAGCGAGGCCUUGCGAAGAGGUCCAAGAGGAAUCACGAUGGUGCGGCUGCGCCUCUGGACGGCUUUGCGCAUCAAGAGGUACAGGUGUCUCCGCCUCUGGGAAAAGAUCAGCAGGUCCAGACGCUAAUUUCUCGAGGCACUGAUCAACAAGUGCAAGCCUCGCCGGUAGGAGCAGCUGCUUUGGACGCAAAAGUCUCGCCAGAAGAGAUUCAUUCCUUGCUAGCGGUUCGAGAGCUUAUGCGCCACAAGGGAAAAGAAGAGAUUCUCAGAUUCUUGCGUAGCUGA
Molecule: messenger RNA, 4912 nt
Organism: Ceraceosorus bombacis
Lineage: Eukaryota; Fungi; Basidiomycota; Exobasidiomycetes; Ceraceosorales; Ceraceosoraceae
Source: the annotation of a GenBank genome assembly